AUGGCUAACCAGGCGCCUGCAUCCCUUGUCGAUGUGUUGACCGCCUCAGGUGGUGCUGAACCAGCCGGCUUCCUUAACGACAUCGUCAAGAACCUCUGGCCAAACAUCUGCGUUGCGGUCUCUAACAUAAUCAAAGAAACUGUUGAGCCUAUCCUCGCCUCAACUCUACCUGGUCCUCUUGGAAAUCUGCGUUUCACCAAGAUCGACUUUGGACAUAUUCCUAUUGGCUUCUCCAACGUGGACGUUCACAAGACCAAGACCGAUGGCAUCAAGCUCGACAUGGAUAUGGACUGGGAGGGUGUGUGUGACUUUGAGCUCGACGGAAAGAUGGUUCCGAAAGUGGGUGUUGAGAAGGUUCACAUGAAGGGCCGGAUCAGUGUACUCUUGUGCCCGUUGACAAACGUCAUUCCCUUGAUUGGUGCAGCACAGAUCGCCUUCCUCAACACACCAAGCCUCAAGCUUGACUUCACCGACGCCGCCAAUAUUGCCGACUUCUCUGUUAUUGACAGCACAGUCCGCAAAACCAUUCUUGGUAUCAUUGAUGGAAUGGCUGUACUGCCCAACCGCUUCCUUGUCAAGAUGACAAACGACGUCGACUAUUUCAAGGCCCACCAGCCUCACCAUGGUAUUAUUCGUAUCACGGUAGCUCGAGCAACUGGAAUUGAUACUCCCAAGAAGGGUGAGAAGAAGAGCACAAUGAGGAAACUGCUCUCUAAGGUCAAGCUGGAAGAUGUACCGGAUUGCUACGUCAAAGUCAAAGUAGGUGCCGAAGCGGAGUGGAAGACAAGCGUUGUGGAUAAUAACCACGAGCCCGAGUGGAAUGAGACGCACGACUUCUUGGUAUCAGAUUACGAACAAGACAUUUCUGUGGAUAUUCAGGAUGACGACUUAGCUGGUGACGACGACAUGGGUGUCGGCUCGACCACUGUCAAGGAAAUUCUACUCAAGGGCGGUUCGCAGGAUCUGAGCCUCUCACACAAGGGCAAUGCUACCCAGGCACGACUACUUAUACAUGCCAAGUUCUUCAAAUUUGUCACCGACGCGCAGGCUCUCUCUUCCGCCAACGCUCAAGGCCAAGCUGAGGGUCAGAUCUGCGGUCUGGCCACUGUACUCAUUGCUAGCGCCAACGGACUCCAAGGCAACCGUGACGAGCUCAACCCCAGCGUCAAGGUCACUUGGGGUGACCAGACCUUCCAAACCGCGGUCAAAACCUAUACUCCUGGCACCGAUAUCUUCAAUCCAGCCUUCGACCAAGCAUUCCGUAUCCCUCUCACUGCAGCGAUGUUGGCGAACCCAGGAGCAUUCAAAAUUGCGCUGCUGAACAAGGAGGUGGAGUUUGGAAGUGCGCAAGUGGGUUUCCAAGAUGUGAUGGGUGCGGAGGGUAUGGCCAUACGGGACAGUUUCGAUGUCGGAAACGGCGCCCAGGUUCGAGCUGCGAUCAUGCUGAACGGUGUCAAGUUGGCCGAGUAA
Molecule: messenger RNA, 1470 nt
Organism: Alternaria arborescens
Lineage: Eukaryota; Fungi; Ascomycota; Dothideomycetes; Pleosporales; Pleosporaceae
Exons: 4
Coding region: 1-1470 (489 amino acids)
Molecular function (GO): lipid binding
Source: RefSeq, a predicted model, not a curated record